Diospyros lotus (date-plum) is the source of this 3466-nucleotide messenger RNA. RefSeq lists its product as uncharacterized. The record is from RefSeq and is a predicted model, not a curated record. NCBI's taxonomy places the organism in Eukaryota, Viridiplantae, Streptophyta, Magnoliopsida, Ericales, Ebenaceae. The transcript has 7 exons. The coding region runs from base 2809 to 3315 and encodes 168 amino acids.
UCCAUUUCCCUCCAUCUCCAUCUGUCUCCUUCUCUCCCGCCUCCAUUUCCCUCCAUCUCCAUCUGUCUCCCUCUCUCCCGCCUCCAUUUCCCUCCAUCUCCAUAUCCCUCUAUCUCCUUCUCUUUCGCCUCAUUCAUUCUCGAUCGCCUCCGUCUCCUUCGCCACAACAUCUUGCCUCCAUCUCCUUCUCCGUCUCCUCCUUGUUGCCUCAACAUUGUCGCUGCUGCCGCCGCAUCCGCUACCUCAACACCGCCGUCACAUCAGCUACCUCAACACCGUCUCCGUCUCCAUCUCCAUUGCAGCCUCUAGCUCCAGCAAGUCUAUCUCUGAUUUUGUUACAGUAGAGAACAGAUUCUGUAUUUGGUGCUUAGAGAACCAACAACUUAUUAAAUUAAUCUAUUCUCUUAUCUUCUUCUUUUUUUCCCAAGAAGUUUGUACAGAUUUUGUUUUUUAUUAUAAGUGUGUUUGUUGAACAAAUUUUGUUUUUUAUUUGUCCAGCAUUAUUUUACCUAAUAGUUAUUUGUUAACAUUAUUGGUAUCGGAUUGUUAUAUGAAAAUGAUUUGUGAAUUAGAAUUUAUUUAGUGGGAGCAGUGAAGUGGAUGCAGGAUGGAGACCGAGGUUCCCUUCCCUUGGCGUCUCCUUCGUCUUUUCACUCUGACUAAUGAGUAAUAGGGCUUUUGAUUUUUGUGGUUUUCUAAUUUCUAGUGGAUUAGCAGGAGUGUUUGAUAUUUUUCUGAAUCUGAUAUCCUCAACAUCCCCAAUUCAUGAUGUUGAUGUCGUUGGUUAUGUUCAGUUUAGUUUGUAAUUUGUAAAUGAUACAUUUCAAAAGCUAUGAGAACCUUUUAGAAAGGGAUUUGGAUGUUUUAGUUUAUAUUGAUAAGCACAUCUAUCUUAACACAUUUUAGUUAUAUCCAAUGGUGGUGAUUUUGUUGUAAGUUUAAAAUUUAUUAGAUUAUAAUUCAUGGAUACCCUCUGGCUAAAGAUACUUGUUCUCUUGAGAAUUUCUGAAAUUUGGGGCAUGGAAUGUGUUUGUUCUUUUAGAUUUGAUUUUUGAAGUCUUGUUACGAUUUUAAAAUUUCUGAAAUUGAAAUCUGUCAUAUUAUUUUAGAUUUGAUUUUUGAAGUCUUGUUACGAUUAUAAAAUUUCUGAAAUUGAAAUCUGUCAUAUUAUUUUAGAUUUUAUUUCUGAAAUUUGAGGCAUGGUAAAUGUAACACGAAAAGGAAACCCAAAAUCAACCUUAAAUGUACUACUUUCUUUUUUCAUCAACCAUAAAAUCAACAAAAGAAAAAAAUCAACACUAACACUAUUAAACCCCUAACAAACUUAUGCGUUCAACAGAAAACAACUCAAUUCAUUUGCUAGACCAUGAUUUUUGCAUAAAGGUCUGUUCAGUAGUUGUUGAUCUGCAGAGCCUCUAGUCUAAAUUAGGACACAAGGAUGUAACAUUACAAAUGAGGGAGGGAGCAAGUGGAUUAACAUAUGUCUACUUCUGUGUAUAACACUAUAUAAUUCAUUGUAUUCUACUUCUGUGUAUGACAUUACAAAUGAGGGAGGGAGCAGGUGGAUUAGUUAUUGUUGGAUGCUUGUACAUAAUUGUUGACCUUCCAUCAAUCGAAAAGGAAAAUUUAUAGGUGGAUUAUGCUUGUACAUAAUUGUUGUACAUAUUAUUUAACAUCAGUAGUAAGCAAAGAAAUGCCAUUUCCUUGUACAUAAUUGUUGUGCUGCCAUAUCUUCAUGGUUUCAGAGAGUUGGGAUUUGGGUGGUUGUAUUAUUAUAUUAAUAUUAUAUAUUAUAUAUUAUAUAUAUAUGCUUCAACUUCAACAUUCAGUGCAAUUAAUUGAGUUAGCAGCAAACUCUCUUGUAAAUUCUAUCUGUGUCUCAAGUAUAUAUGUCGACUAUGCCUGGCUAUGGAAUUCGGAUUUGGGUUAUAUCCGAUCUCCCUGACACUCAAAUUCAUUGCCAUUUUCAAGUUUAAAAUGCAAACAAUUUGCAUUGGUAUUUAGACUAAAAUUUCGAAGAUGAUAAAACAAAUAAACAAAUAGAUGAUGGCCUAUUAUUCAAAUGAAGUACAGCCCUAGAAAUUGAAUGGAAAAGGAAUUCAUCUAUCUAUCCCUAAUUAUUAGGGAUUAAACGGACUCAUUGUUGUAUGCAAAACAUAAUGUGCAAUUCAUGCCUCUUUUGCUAAGAGGUAGAGAUAAAGGGAUGGCUUACCAAGAAACAACCCACGGGUCUUUCAGUUUAUGAUAGUAAACACAUUCUGGUUAUGGAUAUCUCCUAAUUUUACCAGCCUGAAAAGGAGAAGGAUUCUCGUGUUUUUUAUGGAAGUGAUAACUUCUAUGUGCUUUUUAGGCUUCAUCAAGUAAGCUUAGUUUGACUUGAAAUAUAUUUUACUAUGUGGUUGAUCUUUUUAGGUGUUCUACAGAUUGUUCCUCAAACUACUCUUUUCUUUCUUUCCUUUUCUCUGAACUUCACAGCCACUAUAUAAGAGAAUGCAGUUAGCAAAGGUUAAUUCUUCAUCUGUUGAGAGGAAGUGGAGGCGUUCAAAUGAGACAAGUACAACUGAUCUGUAUGCUAGUCCUCUGCACCCGCACGUUUGUCCUUGCAGCUUAUGGACCAUGCUCAUGAUAAGCCUAAAGUAGCUGCAGUUUUAAUGGACCCUAAUUUUUUGGCUUAUCUGCAUAAUGACUUCUUGUCAAUUGCUCCCAAGGAAAAGGAGAAAGGGAUUUUCUUGAAAAGAAACAAGCACAAGUAUGGAGGAGACGAGUUGUCCGCUACACUCCGAGCCAUGAAGGGGCUGGAAAUUGUAAAUGGUCUUCAGUGCAAGAUAUCUUGCAUGUCUUCCAAGGUCUCUUAUGUCUUGGACACUGAAGAUUUCCUGCUCCGCGCUAAGAGCCAAAGGAGAACUCUGCAUCACAAAACUCCAAGCAAUGACCCAGGGAAGGUCUCAAAGAUUCGCCAAACCAGAGUGGAACGGUUCCGUAAGUUGCUUUCUGGUUCAUAAGAGUGGUGUUCUGCAACAAGUAGAUAUGUGUUGGUUGAGCUCACAUGAGUUUCAGGUUUCUUGUGCUCGUAAUAAGUCUAAUCGGUCAAAGCAAACAAUGAUUAAAACUACAUGCACUAGAAGUUUUGCUCGAGUUAGAGCUGAACAGGCUGAAAUAUUAGGACACGAACCGUUUGCAUGGGAAAUGUUCAAGGUGACAUACAAGAAAAAAGACAGGUCAAUGGUUGAUUCCACAUCAAAAGAAAUAGUGGUAAAUUUUAUUUUAAACAGUUUAUAUUGUUAUUGUGAUAUAUAUUUUAGUAUUAUGUUGUAACAUAUCUAUUUUAUUUAUUAUCAAAUUUCAAGACAAAAUUCAAUCUUUAGUAACCCAAAGAGCUGAUGAAGAACCUUCUCAAGCUAUUGAUGAAAAUGAAAUUUUUUCUGAAGUAAUGGGAAGAGAUUGUAAAUUGCUAGAUAUCUUUAGU